UAACAGAGAUUAUAGACAGCACAUUUGUCUCUUUGGUUAAUUAUGCAAAAUCUUACGUCCACAUUCGUCUCUCCUUCCAUGAUCCCGAUCACUUCUCCGCGGCUGCGACUGCCACCACCACGAUCAGUAGUUCCCAUGACUACCGUUUGCAUGGAACAAUCAUACAAGCAAAAAGUGGUUGUGAUCAUGGGAGCCACCGGAUCAGGCAAGUCAUGCCUCUCAAUCGAUCUAGCAACUCGUUUCUCUGGCGAGAUCGUCAAUUCCGACAAGAUUCAAUUCUACGAUGGAUUGAAGGUCACUACGAAUCAAAUGAGCAUCCUUGAGAGAUGUGGAGUCCCUCACCAUCUCCUUGGUGAGCUCCCUCCGGAUGAUAGCGAACUAACUACCUCCGAAUUCCGCUCUUUGGCGUCGCGGUCCAUCUCCGAGAUUACUGCUCGUGGAAACCUCCCGAUUAUAGCUGGUGGAUCAAACUCCUUCAUUCAUGCUCUCCUUGUCGACCGUUUUGACCCCAAAACCUAUCCAUUCUCUUCUGAGACAUCCAUCUCUUCCGGCUUGAGGUACGAGUGUUGCUUCCUUUGGGUGGAUGUCUCAGUGUCGGUCCUGUUCGAGUACCUCUCGAAACGUGUCGACCAGAUGAUGGAGUCAGGGAUGUUCGAGGAGCUAGCCGGUUUCUACGACCCGAGAUAUUCCGGGUCCGCAAUCCGAGCCCACGGGAUUCACAAGACCAUAGGAAUACCCGAGUUCGACCGGUACUUCAGCUUAUACCCGCCUGAGAGAAAGCAGAAGAUGUCCGAAUGGGACCAAGCAAGAAAGGGGGCGUAUGACGAAGCUGUCCAAGAGAUCAAAGAGAACACAUGGAGGCUUGCGAAGAAGCAGAUUGAGAGGAUCAUGAAGCUGAAAAGCAGCGGAUGGGACAUUCAGAGGUUGGACGCUACGCCGUCAUUUGGAAGAUCGUCAAGAGAGAUUUGGGACAAUACUGUUUUGGAUGAAAGCAUCAAGGUUGUGAAACGCUUCUUGGUGAAAGACAAAGUGUGAGUUAU
Messenger RNA from Arabidopsis thaliana (thale cress), 1040 nucleotides. It is a transcript of the gene IPT8, whose product is annotated as ATP/ADP isopentenyltransferase. Gene Ontology annotation, cellular component: chloroplast. The transcript is spliced from 2 exons. Bases 43 to 1035 code for a protein of 330 amino acids. Gene Ontology annotation, molecular function: ATP/ADP dimethylallyltransferase activity. The record is from RefSeq and is marked reviewed. Gene Ontology annotation, biological process: cytokinin biosynthetic process. NCBI's taxonomy places the organism in Eukaryota, Viridiplantae, Streptophyta, Magnoliopsida, Brassicales, Brassicaceae.